CUGCUGAACGCAAAUCUUUCUAACUGGAAAACGGCAAGAUUUAUUCUUGAAAAUCUUCCUUAAAGAAAAUGUUAUUAUUAUUGUGUGCGAGAUUUUUCUAUGAAAAACUAUAGUAUGUGUAAUAUGAAUUAUAGUUUUUUAUCGAAAUAUUGUAUGCGAUGUUUUUCAAGAAUACGGCUCCAGACUUAUAUCGGUAACUGCUGAAGAUGGACGUGACAUUGUUGAUAUUUAUCGCCUCGGCAAUCCUCGCACUAAUUAUUAUUUGUACUGUCUUUCUGCAACAUAAAUCUGAUACUCAACAGAGGCAAGCUAACAUUCAUGAUGCUACAGCACAAGGUCGACCAGUUAGGAGAGCAGCUGGUGUUAGAAAUACUAGGCAUCGUAUGCAAGGAAAUAUUAAUCAUCAACAGCAUGAGGAGGACAACAGAAUAGUCGAAGAUAAUGAAGAUACGCAUGACAAGAUAGAAGUACCUGAUUAUAGGUUGGGAGCAAAGAAGAGAGCAAAGCUAGCAGCCAAGGCAGAGAAGAAGUUACAGCGAGAGGCAGCUGAACGAGACAGAGAAGAGCGUAAGAAACGAGAACAACUUGCUCAAGAGGAGAAGGAUAAGCAGGCUGAGAGAGAACGUACAGAGCAAUUGCGAACAGAAGAAGCUGAGAGAAAGGCUAGAGAGGAAAAGGAGAAAAGAGAGCACGAGGAAUAUUUGAAAAUGAAAGAGGCAUUUAGUAUAGAAGAGGAAGGUUACCAGGACCAGAAUAAAGAGGACGAAGAGAACUUAUUGCAAGAAUUUAUCCAGUACAUAAAACAGAAUAAAGUGUUGGUUUUGGAGGAUCUGGCCGCACAUUUCGGCCUAAAGACGGUUAGUGUAGUAGAAAGAAUUCAAGAAUUGCAAACGAAUGAUAGGUUAACUGGAGUUAUUGAUGACAGAGGGAAAUUUAUUUAUAUUUCAGAGGAUGAACUUCACGCGGUUGUUAGGUUUAUACGACAACGUGGUAGAGUUAGUAUCGCUGAAUUGGUUGAGAACUCAAAUAAUUUAAUUAAUUUAGCACCUAUAAAGAGCUGUAGCGUUUCUUCGUUCGUUAAAUAAUCGUUAUGUUAAGUUAGGCAUAUAUAGGUGUUUUCUUUAGUACUGCCCAAUAUUUUAGUUGAUUUUUAAGAUUUUAUGAAAAAGGGCAGAUGAAUGUAUGAUCUCAAGGGUCUCGUUUCAGAGAUACAGGAUGUUAAAAAUUCUACAUUGAAACUUAUGAACUAAUGGUUUUUCUGUCAACAAUAUUUUUUUAGUUAAUAAAAUAAUAGUCCGCAGAAAA
Messenger RNA from Odontomachus brunneus, 1305 nucleotides. It is a transcript of the gene Ddrgk1, whose product is annotated as DDRGK domain-containing protein 1-like. The transcript is spliced from 2 exons. Lineage: Eukaryota; Metazoa; Arthropoda; Insecta; Hymenoptera; Formicidae. The record is from RefSeq and is a predicted model, not a curated record. Bases 207 to 1085 code for a protein of 292 amino acids.